CGUCACAUGAACAUCCACACCGGAGAGAAACCGUUUACUUGUGAUCAGUGCGGGAAGAGUUUCUUACACUCAUCAUACCUUAAGGUACACAUGAACAUCCACACUGGAGAGAAACCGUUCACUUGUGGUCAGUGCGGGAAGAGUUUCUCACAAUCAUCAUACCUUAAGCAUCACAUGGACAUCCACACUGGAGAAAAACUGUACACAUGUGAUCAAUGCGGCAAAACAUUUUUGAGAUCUAAAUACCUGAAGAAUCACCUGAGAGUUCAUACAAAGGAGAAACCACAUUCAUGUUAUUUGUGUGGAAAGAGUUUUUCACAUCUACAAAAUUUAAAAGAACAUCAGAAAAUACACACUGGUGUGAGAGAGUACAUGUGCUUUGAGUGUGAGAAGACUUUUACUUCAGCGAGCAGUUUAAAACGACAUGAGAGGAUUCACACUGGAGAGAAACCUUACAAGUGUUCACACUGUGACAAGAGAUUCAGUCAUUCAGCAACUCUGAAAACACAUGAGAGGAUCCACACUGGAGAGAAACCGUAUCACUGCACUGCAUGUGGGAAGUGUUUUAAUCAAUCUUCUAAUCUACACAGUCAUGCAAAAAACUAUCACAGUAAGUAGAUCAUCUUCAG
This is a messenger RNA of Sinocyclocheilus grahami, 629 nucleotides long. RefSeq names its product zinc finger protein 239-like. NCBI's taxonomy places the organism in Eukaryota, Metazoa, Chordata, Actinopteri, Cypriniformes, Cyprinidae. The transcript has a single exon. Gene Ontology annotation, molecular function: DNA-binding transcription factor activity, RNA polymerase II-specific; RNA polymerase II cis-regulatory region sequence-specific DNA binding. The record is from RefSeq and is a predicted model, not a curated record. Gene Ontology annotation, biological process: regulation of transcription by RNA polymerase II. Bases 7 to 618 code for a protein of 203 amino acids.